UUCAGACCUCUACGACCACUGCCCCUACUUCAUCGACAACUCCGGCACUACCAACGAUCUACUUUGGGAAUGUGCACGGAAUAAACGAUGCGGUCACUCGGAAUAUAUGCGAUGGUGAACAAUCUCUUCUUCAUAGCACAUUUGUCGCAUUCUGAAACUGGUAUUACCGCUUUUGGAGGUUUGAAAAAGCGAGGCAAAGGGAGCUCAGAAGUUUUAACAUAUGCCCGGCGAACUGAGAGUCAAAAGAAAACGAUUCGCGAUCAAGCUGGAUGCGUUGUUAGCAAGUGCAAUUCGACUGUCACAGGCCUCUCGUGCAAUGAGGUGCGACUGGAAAUUUACGACAUCCAAAAUGAAGUCCCGAUGCAUUUUACGAUAGUACCCUUUCGUGUCCACACAAGAAGGAGUUGCCGGUACACAAAUUGCAUGCAUCCCUGCCUUCCAGAACACGUACCAGGGAACCUAUCUCAAUUAUUUCGUUUCCCAAUAUCAUAUUUCGGACGGCACGAAGUUCCUUGUUCAAGCAAAUUGUGAUCAAUUGACCAAGCGUGUUUCGGUUACGGGAUCCGGCUCAAGUGGUGUGUUGUACAGCCCAACCAGUCAUGCCCGGCACACUUUUUCGUCCAACUAAUACUUGGGAGGUCCGCAGGAACACUACUACCACCUUUCGGCUUAACCUCGGAUAACUCUUCCGGGCAUGUUGUACUUCCACUUGGUGAUGUGCAAGCGGGGGAUUACACGACACACACAGCAUCUGACAAACUUGCCGGCGUCGCAGGGAAUAUUGCCAUUUACGAUUCGGAUGGCGCAAACUUUUCUCAGUGAGUUUGAUAGUAUGAUGAAUGACAAGGAGGAUUUCUGUUCUGACGACGUUGUGAUGGACUGUCCCAGAGCGUCCAUUGGCCAGAAUGGAGAUAACUCCUUGACUUUCAC
This is a messenger RNA of Cantharellus anzutake, 930 nucleotides long. RefSeq lists its product as uncharacterized. NCBI's taxonomy places the organism in Eukaryota, Fungi, Basidiomycota, Agaricomycetes, Cantharellales, Hydnaceae. The transcript is spliced from 3 exons. The record is from RefSeq and is a predicted model, not a curated record. Bases 88 to 531 code for a protein of 147 amino acids.